AUGGUCAGCGUCACCGAGCUCUGCCCGUUGUCCCUGGAGAUCGUGACCCUGCCCUUGAGUGAUGGCGGUUUCGGGAGUUUCUCCAUGUUCUGGAUCCGCCAGAGACCCGGGCAGGGGCUGGAGUACGUCGCGGGGAUCAGGAGCAGUGGUGGCAACAUCGGCUACGCGCCAUCGGUCAAGGGCCGGUUCACGAUCUCCCGGGACAAUGGGCAGAGCUCGGUGACGCUGACCAUGACCGACCUCCGGGACGAGGAUUCCGGAUCCUAUUUCUGUGCCAAAUGUGUUGAUGGUGGCUGUGGUACCAGUUCUGGUGGUGCUGCUUAUGUUGCUGCUUUUGGUCGAGGCCCCAAGGCGCCACCCCUGGGAACUCAAAGUACCCGAAAUCUCCGACCAUUCCCUAAAAUCCCAACCAUUGUCCUCAAAUCUUGGCCAUUUUUUCCCAAAUCCCGCCACUCUUGCCCCAGCUAUCGAUAUUGUUCCCUUUUUGACCAUUUGACCCACACCUGCGCCGCUCCCCGGCCCCUGAUUGGCCGAGCUGGCCGUGACCAACCUCCAGGUAGAACAUUCUGGAUCCCCUUUCUGUGCCAGGCGCGCCGGCGGUUUUGCUGACUGGGCUGGUGCUGA
This is a messenger RNA of Haemorhous mexicanus (house finch), 624 nucleotides long. RefSeq names its product immunoglobulin gamma-1 heavy chain-like. Gene Ontology annotation, cellular component: blood microparticle; immunoglobulin complex, circulating; external side of plasma membrane. Bases 1 to 609 code for a protein of 202 amino acids. Lineage: Eukaryota; Metazoa; Chordata; Aves; Passeriformes; Fringillidae. The transcript has 2 exons. The record is from RefSeq and is a predicted model, not a curated record. Gene Ontology annotation, molecular function: immunoglobulin receptor binding; antigen binding. Gene Ontology annotation, biological process: innate immune response; positive regulation of B cell activation; defense response to bacterium.